Messenger RNA from Cladocopium goreaui, 4791 nucleotides. The record is from the annotation of a GenBank genome assembly. Lineage: Eukaryota; Dinophyceae; Suessiales; Symbiodiniaceae.
AUGUCAAGCCCAGGCCAAUUUCCGUAUGCAUUCGUGGCAGCCAUGGCCGCUGUGGGUGGUGAGCUGAAAAGUGUCGUUCAGCACCUGCGAGCUUUGCAGAGAAGAUUGUGCAGACGCAAAAGACUUGAGCUUGCCAAGGAGGAAGGAACUAGCGACCCCCGAGAGCAUGUGAUGCUCAAAGUACAGCCUACUGCAACAUCUGUUUUGGCUGUUUUCGAGUUGAGCGGCAGAAAUUCUGCUUGUGCUGCACGCUUUUUGGCGGCCAAGAACAAGUUGAAUGUGGCAGAGGCUUCCUUGUCAAAUUCUUUAGCUUCUGCAAUUGAAGAUGCCUAUUUGCAGGUGCCUUUCGAAACCAUUGUGGGCCUCUUAGAUAGUCCCACAUGCCCACGCCACCGUCGUGACUUGUUUGUGGCGGGUCGCUUUAUAGUUGAAACGCAGCUAUACACAUGGCUGCUUGCCCAAAACAAGAAAGGGGUUGCACCUGGGAGGCAACAAUUAGUAGCAGAAGCGUGCAGGCUGACUCCAAAGGAUUUGCCGCAUGAUGUGGCAGCCAUGCUGGAGCAGUACUGGAAAGGCAAUGGACGCGCAAGGUCACAAAGAAAGUGGUUGCGCCGCUUUCGUUUUGAACAUGGUCUACAGUUGGGCCGCGUGCGUGUGCAGGCAGUGAUGCCCCUAGCAGACAUGCAGCGCAAGGCGAAAGCUUUUUGGAGAUGGAGCAACUACGUUCAUGCACAAUCAAGCAGCUCGGGUCCUCUUCUCUUGCUGAACAUGGACGAAACUUCCAUUGCUUUGAAGCCAACCGCGAAGGUUGGCACUGCCGCCCGGGGCUUCACAGGGCACAAGGCUGUAGAUGCCGCAUCUUUGGCUGAGACGCGGGCUCGGUUCACAUUGAUGUGCACGAUUUGCAAUGACACGUCUGUGCAGCCAUUCCUUCCGCAGGUUCUCCUCACGAACGGUCGGUUUCUUGGAAAGAAGGCCAAAGUGGAGAAACUCAGGGGCAAUCUGUCCGUUUGGACCCAGAAAAGCGCUUGGUCAUGCCAUGCUACACUGAGACGAUAUAUUUCUUUGCUUGGAUUCAAGCUCAAGGCUGCAGCUCCGGGCCGUGACUAUGCACUACUUCUAGAUUGCGCGCCUUCUCACUUGCACGGUUCCAUUAAAAGGCAAGCGAAGCUCAACCAUAUUCGUUUGGUCUACAUUGCAGCUGGGCUCACACGUUGCCUUCAACCAGCAGACACAGAUCUAUUUUCGCGGCUGAAGGAGAAAAUCGCAGAGCUAUAUCGUUCACAGCAAUCAAUGAGUGUGGACGGAAAGAUUUCGCCUGCCCAAUGGCUGGAGAUCUUGGGUUCAUCUUUACAAUCAAUUCUACCAGCUGUGAAAUGGAGCCGGGCCUUCGCCAAGGUUGGUGCUUCGAAUUGGCAAAAGGAUGUGCGCCAAUCUUUACUCUUUGAAUUCGGUUGGCCAAGUGUACCGACCAUCCCACCAGGGCCUCCGACUGAGUCGGAGGCCCGCGACAUUUUCCCUAAGGGAAGAAGUAAGCUGGAUGUUCUGUCCUAUGUGCAUUGGAAGCAGCCAGCGGCCAAAGGCCAAUUUCCGUAUGCAUUCGUGGCAGCCAUGGCCGCUGUGGGUGGUGAGCUGAAAAGUGUCGUUCAGCACCUGCGAGCUUUGCAGAGAAGAUUGUGCAGACGCAAAAGACUUGAGCUUGCCAAGGAGGAAGGAACUAGCGACCCCCGAGAGCAUGUGAUGCUCAAAGUACAGCCUACUGCAACAUCUGUUUUGGCUGUUUUCGAGUUGAGCGGCAGAAAUUCUGCUUGUGCUGCACGCUUUUUGGCGGCCAAGAACAAGUUGAAUGUGGCAGAGGCUUCCUUGUCAAAUUCUUUAGCUUCUGCAAUUGAAGAUGCCUAUUUGCAGGUGCCUUUCGAAACCAUUGUGGGCCUCUUAGAUAGUCCCACAUGCCCACGCCACCGUCGUGACUUGUUUGCGGCGGGUCGCUUUAUAGUUGAAACGCAGCUAUACACAUGGCUGCUUGCCCAAAACAAGAAAGGGGUUGCACCUGGGAGGCAACAAUUAGUAGCAGAAGCGUGCAGGCUGACUCCAAAGGAUUUGCCGCAUGAUGUGGCAGCCAUGCUGGAGCAGUACUGGAAAAGCAAUGGACGCGCAAGGUCACAAAGAAAGUGGUUGCGCCGCUUUCGUUUUGAACAUGGUCUACAGUUGGGCCGCGUGCGUGUGCAGGCAGUGAUGCCUCUAGCAGACAUGCAGCGCAAGGCGAAAGCUUUUUGGAGAUGGAGCAACUACGUUCAUGCACAAUCAAGCAGCUCGGGUCCUCUUCUCUUGCUGAACAUGGACGAAACUUCCAUUGCUUUGAAGCCAACCGCGAAGGUUGGCACUGCCGCCCGGGGCUUCACAGGGCACAAGGCUGUAGAUGCCGCAUCUUUGGCUGAGACGCGGGGUCGGUUCACAUUGAUGUGCACGAUUUGCAAUGACACGUCUGUGCAGCCAUUCCUUCCGCAGGUUCUCCUCACGAACGGUCGGUUUCUUGGAAAGAAGGCCAAAGUGGAGAAACUCAGGGGCAAUCUGUCCGUUUGGACCCAGAAGCGCUUGGUCAUGCCAUGCUACACUGAGACGAUAUAUUUCUUUGCUUGGAUUCAAGCUCAAGGCUGCAGCUCCGGGCCGCAAGCGAAGCUCAACCAUAUUCGUUUGGUCUACAUUGCAGCUGGGCUCACACGUUGCCUUCAACCAGCAGACACAGAUCUAUUUUCGCGGCUGAAGGAGAAAAUCGCAGAGCUAUAUCGUUCACAGCAAUCAAUGAGUGUGGACGGAAAGAUUUCGCCUGCCCAAUGGCUGGAGAUCUUGGGUUCAUCUUUACAAUCAAUUCUACCAGCUGUGAAAUGGAGCCGGGCCUUCGCCAAGGUUGGUGCUUCGAAUUGGCAAAAGGAUGUGUGCCAAUCUUUACUCUUUGAAUUCGGUUGGCCAAGUGUACCGACCAUCUCACCAGGGCCUCCGACUGAGUCGGAGGCCCGCGACAUUUUCCCUAAGGGAAGAAGUAAGCUGGAUGUUCUGUCCUAUGUGCAUUGGAAGCAGCCAGCGGCCAAAGGCCAAUUUCCGUAUGCAUUCGUGGCAGCCAUGGCCGCUGUGGGUGGUGAGCUGAAAAGUGUCGUUCAGCACCUGCGAGCUUUGCAGAGAAGAUUGUGCAGACGCAAAAGACUUGAGCUUGCCAAGGAGGAAGGAACUAGCGACCCCCGAGAGCAUGUGAUGCUCAAAGUACAGCCUACUGCAACAUCUGUUUUGGCUGUUUUCGAGUUGAGCGGCAGAAAUUCUGCUUGUGCUGCACGCUUUUUGGCGGCCAAGAACAAGUUGAAUGUGGCAGAGGCUUCCUUGUCAAAUUCUUUAGCUUCUGCAAUUGAAGAUGCCUAUUUGCAGGUGCCUUUCGAAACCAUUGUGGGCCUCUUAGAUAGUCCCACAUGCCCACGCCACCGUCGUGACUUGUUUGUGGCGGGUCGCUUUAUAGUUGAAACGCAGCUAUACACAUGGCUGCUUGCCCAAAACAAGAAAGGGGUUGCACCUGGGAGGCAACAAUUAGUAGCAGAAGCGUGCAGGCUGACUCCAAAGGAUUUGCCGCAUGAUGUGGCAGCCAUGCUGGAGCAGUACUGGAAAAGCAAUGGACGCGCAAGGUCACAAAGAAAGUGGUUGCGCCGCUUUCGUGUUGAACAUGGUCUACAGUUGGGCCGCGUGCGUGUGCAGGCAGUGAUGCCUCUAGCAGACAUGCAGCGCAAGGCGAAAGCUUUUUGGAGAUGGAGCAACUACGUUCAUGCACAAUCAAGCAGCUCGGGUCCUCUUCUCUUGCUGAACAUGGACGAAACUUCCAUUGCUUUGAAGCCAACCGCGAAGGUUGGCACUGCCGCCCGGGGCUUCACAGGGCACAAGGCUGUAGAUGCCGCAUCUUUGGCUGAGACGCGGGCUCGGUUCACAUUGAUGUGCACGAUUUGCAAUGACACGUCUGUGCAGCCAUUCCUUCCGCAGGUUCUCCUCACGAACGGUCGGUUUCUUGGAAAGAAGGCCAAAGUGGAGAAACUCAGGGGCAAUCUGUCCGUUUGGACCCAGAAAAGCGCUUGGUCAUGCCAUGCUACACUGAGACGAUAUAUUUCUUUGCUUGGAUUCAAGCUCAAGGCUGCAGCUCCGGGCCGUGACUAUGCACUACUUCUAGAUUGCGCGCCUUCUCACUUGCACGGUUCCAUUAAAAGGCAAGCGAAGCUCAACCAUAUUCGUUUGGUCUACAUUGCAGCUGGGCUCACACGUUGCCUUCAACCAGCAGACACAGAUCUAUUUUCGCGGCUGAAGGAGAAAAUCGCAGAGCUAUAUCGUUCACAGCAAUCAAUGAGUGUGGACGGAAAGAUUUCGCCUGCCCAAUGGCUGGAGAUCUUGGGUUCAUCUUUACAAUCAAUUCUACCAGCUGUGAAAUGGAGCCGGGCCUUCGCCAAGGUUGGUGCUUCGAAUUGGCAAAAGGAUGUGUGCCAAUCUUUACUCUUUGAAUUCGGUUGGCCAAGUGUCCCGACCAUCCCACCAGGGCCUCCGACUGAGUCGGAGGCCCGCGACAUUUUCCCUAAGGGAAGAAGUAAGCUGGAUGUUCUGUCCUAUGUGCAUUGGAAGCAGCCAGCGUUACUUCAUGAGGAACUCAGUGAAGUCAAGAGGCGCCGCACGGAACUGAAAGCGGAGCUGCGCGCGGCCUCCAAAGAGGUGGGCCAGCAGAACCUGCUGCAGGUGGUGCUGCUGGUGGAUGACUGCUACCAGCUGUGA